AUGCCGAUCGCCAGUAGCAGCCACUCGAGUCUGAAACUAGGCACAGAAGAGAAACGGCCAAAUAAAAGCCAGGCUCGGGACGCUUCCGUUGUCCGCGUUCAAGAUGUAUCGCACAUGGAUAUAUGGAAGAAAGCUGUCGAAUUGGCACACGACGACUCCAAUCAUCUUAAUAAAGAGGAACUGCUGCGCAUCGACAAAAGAUGUGGGGCAAACUCUAUAUCUGCUGUUAUCGAAGAGGCCAAUACAGCGAGAGUUAAACUCGUUAUGAGUAAAAUAUCAUACACCACCUCUAGCGGCAAGAAGAUAGCCGUGCAGGAGAGAGUUGAAUGCCUGCUCAGAGGCUUACAGAACUACACGGGAAUAAUCGAUGAAGUCGUUUCCACGUCCGAGUAUGCCGGCAUCGUGUGGGCUUCCAUGAAGUUUUUUCUCCAGCUUCUCUGGAACAAGAUUGAGAUGCUAGAGAUGCUAGAAGAAGUCCUUGCUCGGCUCACGAUGACCAUGGCGGUCGGCCAAGUUUAUGAGAGCAUCUACUCGGAAUGCCAAGAGCUAACGCAGAUGCCGGAGCAUAAUGGGGAUGCCACUGUUCUGGCCAAGGAGAUGGAGUCGGCUCUUCCAAAGCUGUAUGCCGCUGUCCUGAUAUUUAGUACCAAGGCACAGUCAUACUUUCAGUCUGCUCUCAAGUUCACUGGGGCAAUUUCGGCUGCAAGGCCGUUUAGCGCUCAGUUUCAGCCACUUGUCGAGAACAUCAACAAGGGGCAGAAGACACUGGAGAAGCUAGCAACUCUAGCUACUUUCCAGACGAUCAAAGCCCCCCUAGAGACGCAAUUAAAAAAAAUCUACAGCCAAGUCCUAGACACUAACAACGGAAUCCAUGCUCUGCAAUCGGCAGAAGAGCAGCGGUCAGAACGUAAGAGACAGUUGCCCGAGUCUUGCCGCAACACGAUUAGCAGUGCACUGUUCUUGUUUGCUGACGAAGAACCGAUUAUAGAGCUAGCGCUAGAAUGGCUCGACGCCCAUGAUCCAGAGGACAGCCUUUCCGAGUAUAAGAGCCAGCGAGUGCAGGGGACCUGUGAGUGGAUUCUCAAGGCUCCUGAGUAUCAGCAAUGGCAAGCCGCCUCCCAGCCUGAGAACCUGUGGAUUUGUGGACAAAGUGGCACUGGAAAGACCAUGCUUGCAUCCUUCCUGGCAGAUUAUCUCCCGCGAGUCCAAGGCCAAGACGCGCUCGUCUUCUUCUUCCGGGCCGGCAGCGCAAAGGAAGCUUCGCCGGUAGGAGCGCUAUCAAGCCUCGUCCUCCAGCUCAUUCGACUCGCUGGGAGCGACGACACCGAUCCGGCUCUCCGGGCCCAACUCUUGAAAAUGCUAAAGGGCACUGUUAACAAGGGCAUCGGCUUCACGAACCGGGGAAAGACGGUGUUGGCGCUCCAUGACCUGCUUUCCGAGAUGCUCACGACGUUUAGCGCUCACAGGUCGAGACGGGUGGUCGUGAUCCUGGACGCGCUGGAUGCUUGCUCUGACCCUGUCGCGCUUAAAGGGUCUCCUGACUCGCGUCUGCAGAGUGCUGCGUCCCUGAUCAUUACUAGCGACCGGGCCGGACAGGAGUCUGCCGCUGGCAUUGUUCUAUGCUCUCCUCUGCAGAUGGCUAUCUACGACGACAUCAAGCUGUUUGUCGAUGCUAAGUUGGCCGCAGCCGGCUGUGCUCAUCUUCGUCCCCACAGCCAGGAAAUCACGGCAAUCAUCCGCAGGUCCAACAUGUUUCGCUACGGCGUCGUCCUGCUUAGGGACCUCGCAAGCCUGUCGCCCGAGACGGUCUCAGAACGCCUGGCGAGCCUGAAGCUAGAGCUGAACGACAUGCAGGACAGCCACAUCGGCUCACUUCCUUUAAGCACGCCGCUAAGUCAGGCCGUGCACCUGGUCGACUACAUCACUCUCAGGAUGUACCUUGAAUAUGCGGAAAAGCAGCAGCAGCAGCAGACACCAAUCUCGCAGCAGCAGCUGUCUCAGGCCAUCUCGUCCGCCUGGAGCCGAGGACGCCACGGGGCCGUCAGAGAGCUGAUGAGCUGCCGUGGAGGCGCUGAGGCGGCGAGCGAGCUGCUGUUGUCAGCAGCACAGCGCGGGCAUGCGGACCUGGCCCGGCUGCUUUUGAGCCAUCGAAGCGUCCAUGCGGAUGUCCGGAACAGUGGAGGGCGCACGCCGCUAUCGCUGGCCGCACAGGCAGGCCACGAUGACGUCGUGGAAGCGCUGCUGGCACGGGCCGACGUCGAUGUCAAUUCGCAGGACAACACAGACGACACGCCAUUGAUCUGGGCCGCCUAUUACGGGCGGACGCGGUGCGUCGAGAUGCUCUUGGCGCGACCUGGUAUCGAUCCCAACAUCUACAAUAACUACCGGGACUUGGCGCUGGUGUAUGCAAUUCGCUACGCCUUUGUCGACGUGGUCCGCCUGCUCCUGGCGUCACCCUCAAUCAAGGUCAACAAGGGGACGCUAGGCGGCAACACAGCUAUCCAUGAGGCGCCGAAUCGGGCGCCGUCUGGUCCGCCUGAAGGCCGCCGUGCGCACUACGAGUGCCUAAAGCUCCUUCUCGGCCGUGCUGAGCUCGAUGUCAACGUACGCCGCGACGGAGGACGGACAGCUCUUGCCACAGCGACAAAGUGGGACUUUUACGACCAGGUUGCCCUCCUUCUGACGAGAGACGACGUAGACCGCCAUCCAGUAGACGACGCCGGAGAGACUCCGCUAGCCACGGCGAAACGGCUCGGCUACAAUCAGAUUGUGGCACUUUUGUCCUGA
Grosmannia clavigera kw1407 is the source of this 2787-nucleotide messenger RNA. Its product is annotated as ankyrin repeat-containing protein. The record is from RefSeq and is a predicted model, not a curated record. Gene Ontology annotation, molecular function: protein binding. Bases 1 to 2787 code for a protein of 928 amino acids. NCBI's taxonomy places the organism in Eukaryota, Fungi, Ascomycota, Sordariomycetes, Ophiostomatales, Ophiostomataceae. The transcript has 6 exons.